AUGAAAGCACUUAUUCUUGUCGGUGGUUAUGGAACACGUUUACGUCCAUUAACACUAACAAAACCGAAGCCAUUGGUAGAAUUCUGUAAUAAGCCAAUGGUUCUCCAUCAAAUUGAAGCAUUAGCUCAAGUUGGUGUUACACAUGUAAUUUUAGCUGUUAGUUAUUUAUCAGAUAUGCUUCAACGAGAAAUGGAGGUAGAAGCUAAACGAUUAAAUAUCAAGAUAUCAAUCUCACAAGAAACUGAACCCUUAGGAACAGCUGGUCCAUUGGCAUUAGCACGACAAUAUCUUGAAGUAGAGAAAGAUCCAUUUUUUGUCCUUAAUUCUGAUGUGAUAUGUGAAUUUCCAUUCGAUGAAAUGAUCAAAUUCCAUAAAGAACACAAUUAUGAAGGCACUAUUGUUGUUACUAAAGUUGAGGAACCAUCGAAAUAUGGUGUUGUCGUCUAUGAAACAGAGACUGGUAAAAUUGAUCGAUUUGUUGAAAAACCACGUGAAUAUGUUUCCAAUAAAAUUAAUGCUGGCCUUUACAUAUUCAGUAAAGGUGUACUCGAUAGAAUUCAAUUACGACCAACAUCGAUUGAAAAAGAAAUAUUUCCUGCUAUGGCUGCUGAUAAUCAACUAUAUGCAUUUGAACUUAAAGGUUUUUGGAUGGAUGUUGGUCAACCAAAAGAUUAUCUAAUUGGAAUGAGUCUAUAUCUUAAUUAUGUUCGACAUUCUAAUUCUGAUCGAUUAUCACGAGAAAAUGGUACAGUUGGUAAUGUUUUAGUGGAUUCAACAGCUAAAAUCGGUGAACGAUGUCGUAUUGGACCUAAUGUUGUGAUUGGUCCACGAGUUAUUGUACAAGAUGGCGUAUGUUUAAAAAAUUGCACAAUACUCGGUGAUUCAUUAAUCAAAAGUCAUUCAUGGAUUGCUAAUUGUAUUAUUGGUUGGCGAUGUAAUAUUGGUCAAUGGGUUCGUAUGGAAAAUACGAGUGUACUUGGACUUGAUGUAUCAGUACAAGAUGAAUUAUUUAUUAAUGGUGGUGUUAUAUUACCACACAAGGCCAUAAGUGAAAGUAUUUCUGAACCAAAAAUUCUUAUUUAA
This is a messenger RNA of Rotaria sp. Silwood2, 1083 nucleotides long. Lineage: Eukaryota; Metazoa; Rotifera; Eurotatoria; Philodinida; Philodinidae. The record is from the annotation of a GenBank genome assembly.